Messenger RNA from Phoenix dactylifera (date palm), 1640 nucleotides. Its product is annotated as 1-aminocyclopropane-1-carboxylate synthase 3-like. NCBI's taxonomy places the organism in Eukaryota, Viridiplantae, Streptophyta, Magnoliopsida, Arecales, Arecaceae. The record is from RefSeq and is a predicted model, not a curated record. Gene Ontology annotation, biological process: biosynthetic process; amino acid metabolic process. Gene Ontology annotation, molecular function: transaminase activity; pyridoxal phosphate binding.
CAUCACCAAAAGCACAGUGUUGCUCUUUCUCCUCUGCCCCUUUUCUCUCUCUUACCCUCAAACCAAAAUGCAUAAGAAGCUGCUCUCAAGAAAGGCGGCAUGCAACUCCCAUGGACAGGACUCCUCCUACUUCCUAGGGUGGCAGGCGUAUGAGAAGAACCCUUACGACCGAAUCACCAACCCAACUGGAAUCAUACAGAUGGGCCUUGCAGAGAACCAGCUAUCAUUCGAUCUCAUCGAGUCUUGGCUCAAGAGCCACCCCGACCCUGCGGGGUUCAUCAGAGACGGCGCAUCCAUAUUUCGCGAGCUGGCCCUGUUCCAGGAUUAUCAUGGCCUGCCUGCUUUCAAGAAAGCACUGGCGAAUUACAUGGGAUACUUGAGAGGGAACAAAGUAAGGUUCGAACCCAGCAACCUUGUCCUCACAGCGGGUGCCACGUCGGCUAACGAGACUCUGAUGUUUUGUCUUGCCGAACCCGGCGAAGCAUUCCUUCUCCCAACUCCUUAUUACCCUGGGUUUGAUAGGGAUCUCAAAUGGCGAACCGGAGUGGAGAUUGUUCCGAUCCAUUGCUCGAGCUCCAAUGGCUUCCAAAUCACCAAAGCCGCCCUAGAACAAGCGUAUCAACAAGCAGAAAAAUGCAAGCUGAGAGUAAAAGGAGUCUUGACAACCAACCCUUCGAAUCCGUUGGGCACGACGACAACCCGACGUGAACUCGACACCCUUAUCAACUUUGUCGUCGCCAAAGACAUCCAUCUUAUCAGUGACGAGAUCUACUCGGGGACCACGUUCGACUCCCCAAGGUUCAUCAGCGUUGCGGAGGCCAUGAUCGGUCGAGACGAUGUUUCGCACCGCGUUCACAUUGUUUACAGCCUUUCCAAGGAUCUUGGUCUCCCGGGAUUCCGGGUUGGUGCAAUCUACUCUGGCAACGACUACGUCGUGGCUGCCGCUACCAAGAUGUCAAGCUUCGGCCUGAUCUCCUCCCACACUCAGUACCUCCUCUCUGUGUUGCUCUCCGACAAGGACUUCACGAGAAAAUACACCGAGGAGAAUAAGAAGAGGCUUAAGGAGAGACAUAAGCUACUCGCCGAGGGACUCCGGGAGGCCGGCGUGAGUUGCUUAAAGAGCAACGCAGGUUUGUACUGCUGGGUGGACAUGAGACACCUGCUCAAGUCCAAGACAUUUGAAGGAGAGAUGGAACUAUGGAAGAAGAUAGUGUUUGAAGUGGGACUAAACAUCUCGCCCGGCUCUUCAUGUCAUUGCGUCGAGCCCGGGUGGUUUCGUGUCUGCUUUGCUAACAUGUCGGUGGACACCCUCAAUGUUGCCAUGCAACGCCUCAAGACCUUCAUAGAUACCGGUCUCAGCAGCCAUGACUCCGGCCGGCGGGUGAGAUGGCCGGCGCGUGAGAAGGCCAACUGGCUGCUGCGGUUAUCAUCCUCGGAUCGCAAAUGUGAACGAUAGGGUACUUGGCCAGAAUGAAUGAGUGACUGUUCUUAGAUUUUCGUUUCCUUUUUUUUUUUUAGCUUGUUUUUGUGUAAAAUUAGUAUCAUUCCGUUUUUUUUUUUCUUUCCCUUGGAGCAUUCAAAUCCCUUCUUGAAGUGCCCAAGGUUUCUUGCAUGUGCAAGAGAGUCUGUUUUGACUUGAG